AUGACGUGGCUGCGGCACUUCGCUUUCGCUACGGCGCUUUGCCUGCCUGUUUCUGCAGAGACUUGGACAUUCGAGCCGGAGUGCGGCUUGGCUGUUUCAGUCAAGGAGCCCCCUCGCGCAGCAGACGCUCCGACGAAAUUUAUAGCAGAAACUGGUGGCUGGGGUUUCAGCUACGGACCUCUGCCGACUCGCAAACCGGGUUCAUUUCCCAAUGACGACAUGAUGACAGAGGCUAUUCAAGGCCAGUGGGGUCUUGGCGGUCGAGACGACAUAGCGAUAAUAGCACGAAUGGGAGCCAAGAUGUUGCGCUUGUACGGGAAUGACCCACGGUUCGACGGCAAAAAGUUUCUGGACUACGCGAACAGAUUGGGCCUGAAGGUCGUGGCUGGCAUCUCAGACUACCCCUACGAGCAUGGGCCCGGCAAGUGCUGGAAAAAUGACCUGAACUGCUAUGAAGCCAUUCGCGAGUCCUAUAGCGCCACGCUGGAGAACAAAAGCUUUGUGGCACAUGGCAAGUAUCACCCUGCCCUGGAUACCCUGGUUCUGACAAACGAGCCUGACCUCAAGUUCACAGGCGUCCCAGGCCGAAACUACAUGAAGGCGGUGCUCAGCGCCUUUGAUGGUGUACUGGCUGCCGAAAAGGCGAUAGGAUUGGAUGUCACCUCCCCUGAGAACAUCAAGUUCACGGCUGCUUUCUCCUACCAGGUAUGCCCCAGGUGUAACCACAUCCUGGAAUUGAGGUCCCUGGGAUGUUGCAUCAGUUGUGCUGCAACGAACACCUGUGGUUCCCUCGGACAAGUCGGCAAAGCGCAGGAGGACGGGGGCAUGAGAUGCCCAAAUGUGCGGAAGCCGUUCCAUGCAGACGACUGCCCAGGAUUGCCCAUGAUACUGGAUGUGCACAAGGCCAUGGAGGAUCCAAGCAGCGUGGGCUACUCCUUCAAGACCGAGGGCUGGGAGAAAGCCUUCGAGAAUCGCUGGAUACACUCUUUCAAUGGUUUCGUGGGUGCUGAUGCACUGGACCAGCAGUUCAUACAGAAGUACUCAAAGUUGCCUUUCAACGUGAACAAGCCUGUGGACAAGAUGAUCAAGGUCUUCAUGGGCGAGUAUGGUGAUCCAAACCUGGCAAGAAAACCAAAUGACCUCAAAGUCGACUUGGACAAGGCACGUAGGUUGGUCGAGGACAAGACGAAUGCUUUCGUUGGCUUUAACUUCUUCCAGUACCAGGUCGCCUACUGGAAGCCAUGCGAGGACAGCGACGGUUGGGAUCGUUGGGAAGGGGAGGCUUGGGACAAUCCUAUGAGCAAACCUCUUCCACGUGGCUGCAAUGAAAGGCUCUAUGGCACAUUCUCGCUGGGAGACAUACAGGUCAGCAAGACAGGUGGCAUUAACUACGACAGCCACAACGUGUACCCAAUCCAGUGCGUCAAGCCCAUCUUCCGAGGCAAGCCCCAGGCUAUCGCUGAUGCCUACGGUGGUUCUGCGCCAAACACGACAACUUGCGAAGCAGGUUGGGAGGCAAAGCCAAAGCAGUACUGUGUCGCUUCCAGAGGACUCGGCAUGCUUGGGCAUGGUUGGGCAGCACAUGCGCCACAAUGA
Molecule: messenger RNA, 1596 nt
Organism: Symbiodinium necroappetens
Lineage: Eukaryota; Dinophyceae; Suessiales; Symbiodiniaceae
Source: the annotation of a GenBank genome assembly